Messenger RNA from Armigeres subalbatus, 678 nucleotides. RefSeq lists its product as uncharacterized. The record is from RefSeq and is a predicted model, not a curated record. Bases 1 to 678 code for a protein of 225 amino acids. Lineage: Eukaryota; Metazoa; Arthropoda; Insecta; Diptera; Culicidae. The transcript has 3 exons.
AUGUGGAAGACCCAGAAGCUGGCAUUGCUGCCAAAACCUGGAACGCCGCCGGGGAAUCCGGCCUCGUAUAGACCGAUAUGCCUGAUAGAUGCAGUAGGGAAGCUCCUGGAGAGGAUCAUCCUCAACAGGUUGACGAAGUGUAUGGAGGGUGCAGUACUCGAAAGUGCUGAGAAAGCGUCCAAACAGAAGCGAAGAGGAGAUCGAUACUGCGUAGUGGUUACGAUAGACGUGAAGAAUGCGUUCAACAGCGCCAGUUUUGAAGCUAUUGCCGCAGCGCUGCACAGAAUACGGAUUCCCGGCUAUCUGUGUCACAUUCUAAAGCAUGGCGAGGUAAACUUCCACCUGACGCAGUUCCUGUCGAGCCACGGAUGCUUCAGGAAGUAUCUGCAUCGGUUCGGGCAUGUCAACUCACCGUUCUGUCCGAACUGUGAGAACGUCGAAGAGACGCCGGAGCACGUGGUCUUCGUAUGUCCAAGGUUUGAGGCACUACGAAGGGAAAUAACCGGCUUAAGCUUGGAGAACGUUGUUGAAGAAAUGUGUCGAGAGGAAAGCACUUGGAAUGCGGUCGACAGGGUAGUAUCGCGCAUAUCAUCUGUUUUGCAAAAGAAAUGGCGCAACGACCAAAGAGAAUCGGUACCGGGAGAAAUUCUUUUGUCGGGGAACUCUCCGUCGGUGUAG